AUGCGAUGGUCAUUGUUCACCGUUCUUCUUCUUCAUUCAUAUCAAUUUGUGGAUGCCAUUGGUUAGUUUGAACACUCAGAUAUUCCCUCUUAAUCGCAAACAUUGUAGAUUGCUUCUGUCCAUUAUGUGAACUCGACAAGCUUCCCGACAACUGCACGACAAUCUAUGGGCACAUUCAGAUGGGACUCGAAUCGACAAUGCCUCCGUUUGAAGUUGACCUUCUCUCCCUUUAUACAUUAGUUAUUUCUUAACCAGAUUGUGGAGUACAAACUCGAAAACGUCACCAAAAUAGUCGGUUGCGUGACCAUUGCCAACUCUGGAUUCACGAACCUUCUUCUCUUUUCCAAUCUUCAAGUGAUACAGUACUCUCAAAACGACAACGCUUCCACGUGUUCAUGUACGUUGAAUUUCACUCUACAACCCUUGAUAGUUUCAAUUUCAGCAUACGGAAAUGGAAUCACAAUUGCAAAGAAUAGUUUGUUGCGGAGGUUGUACUUCACAAGUUUGGAGAAGGUGAGCAAACAGCCGCAGUCAUCCGAUACGCUCAGGAUCUAGGUCAUUGUCAGCAAAAAGUCAGAGUAUGGCAUUUAUAUUGUCGAUAAUCCUUCCCUUUGUAUCACCGAAGAAGAGCUCGAGCAGUUCAUGACAACCUCAAAGUUCUAUGCUCCUCACAUACAGAUUUGCAAUCCGACAAGUUUGGUGGGAAAUGGGUUGAAUAUAAACGAACAAUUGCAGAAAUGUACUGUAGACUUGAUGACUUUGACUUUUUCGAUGAUACAAACAUUGCUGCAGGAUGCCAAGUUUUGACAGACUCUCUUGUUUUGAAUGGAACUACCAAUGAGAACUCCACUGAAUUUCAGAGAAGGUAUUUAUACUUUUCAUCGAAAACUUGAACAAUUGUUUCAGAUUGAAUGAUGUCGAACAGAUUCUGGGUUCCAUAAUUGUUUUAGGGACUGAUAUCGUCAGCCUGGAGUUCCCGAAUCUCUGGAGAAUCUAUAACUUCCAACGUAUUCCUUCGUUCAAUUGUCCUCCUUUAUUUUCAAUUUCCAGCCGAGUUACCAGUGAUUCUCUUACAAAAUAACCCGAACCUCUGCGAAGUGAAUCUCUCAAAUCUCUCCUCGAUUCCCUAUUUUGGCACGUGGCCGGACGUGCUCUACGCAUUCCAGAAUCCCCUGCUGACUCAGAUGUCAGCUGACACUUGUGGCCACCUCCUGAAACUCGGCGAGAUUACUUUCGAGGACUCUGCUCACUCUAUAUGCGGUAAGAUCGGCCAACAACUGCUCGAUCUCACCUGUUUUCGUUUCCAGAUAACCAGACGACAUCGGUGUUGAUCGGAAGUUCAGCCGAAUUGCUCGUGGAGCCGGGCAAAACAGGCAAUUCAUCUGUCGCGUUGAAUUCUGGCGAAAAGGUGCGACUAGAAUCGAAAGCUGAUUUCUUUUUCAUUUUCUGGCAAACUAUUCGUUUGCAAGCAUGUUAAUAUGCAAUUAUGCAUGUAACAUUUUCAGAACAAGCCGCCUAACAACGAUACGAAGGACAACGCGAACUUUCAGAGAUAUGCCAAUAACUUCAUCUUCUCUUUUAUUAUUUAUUUAUCGAGAUCUUCAGUAUAA
This is a messenger RNA of Caenorhabditis sp. 36 PRJEB53466, 1610 nucleotides long. Lineage: Eukaryota; Metazoa; Nematoda; Chromadorea; Rhabditida; Rhabditidae. The record is from the annotation of a GenBank genome assembly.